Molecule: messenger RNA, 1636 nt
Organism: Lates calcarifer (barramundi perch)
Lineage: Eukaryota; Metazoa; Chordata; Actinopteri; Centropomidae
Product: 2-epi-5-epi-valiolone synthase
Exons: 5
Coding region: 26-1384 (452 amino acids)
Biological process (GO): antibiotic biosynthetic process
Molecular function (GO): 3-dehydroquinate synthase activity
Source: RefSeq, a predicted model, not a curated record
UGCAACCUCCAGUCAGAGAGCAAGAAUGGGGAAGGUUCCUUUUGAUGUCAAUAAUACCAAAGAUAAGAAAACUGAGUUUAGCUUAGUACAGGUCAAAGGUACCUGGAAGCGCAAACUGGGAAAGAAGGCUAGUGAUGGGAGAGUGGACCGUGUCUCUGCUGCCAAAAUCUAUGAGAGCAUCACAGAUAAGGGCAUCUCCUGGACCGUGGUCAGCCCCAUCGUCUUUACUUACAAGGUAACCGAGACCCAGAACAUCCUGGACCCAUCCAAUGACACACUCCUUCUGGGUCACAUCACUGACUCACAGCAGUUGGAGGACAUUAAAAAAUCUAACAAGCCACUCAAACGCUUUCUGGUCAUUGACCAGGAAGUCCAAAAAAUCUAUGGCCCCAGGCUAACUGAGUACCUAGAGGCCAACAAAGUCCAGUACAAGAUCUUGCCUCUACCCACAACUGAGGAGAACAAAUCCAUGGAAAUGGCUUUGGAAAUCAUAAAAGAGGUCAACAACUUCUCCCUUGACCGCCGCACAGAGCCCAUCAUUGCCAUCGGUGGAGGGGUGUGCCUGGACAUAGUGGGUCUGGCUGCCUCACUCUACAGGAGACGCACUCCCUACAUCAGGGUCCCAACCACACUGCUUGCCUACAUCGAUGCCAGUGUGGGGGCAAAGACAGGGGUGAAUUUUGCCAACUGCAAGAACAAGCUGGGUGCCUACAUUCCACCAACUGCUUCCUUCCUUGACCUGUCCUUCAUACAAACUAUUCCUCGCCGGCACAUCUCCAACGGGCUGGCAGAGAUGUUAAAGAUGGCCAUAAUGAAGCACAGAGGCCUCUUUGAGCUUCUUGAGAAACAUGGCCAUAUGCUGUUGGAUACUAAAUUCCAGGCCGUUAACAAUGUAUAUGGGUGCAACAACUUACAGGCUGCACCACAAGCAACUCGUACAGCAAUCAUGACUAUGCUUGAGGAGCUUGCUCCAAACCUUUGGGAGGAUGACCUAAACAGACUUGUGGACUUCGGCCAUCUCAUCAGUCCAGCAUUAGAGAUGGAAGUUCUCCCGUCUCUGCUGCAUGGUGAAGCAGUGAACAUUGAUAUGUCUUACAUGGUUUACGUAUCUAAAGAGAGGGGUCUACUGACAGAAGAAGAGAUGCAGAGGAUCAUCAGAUGCAUGGUGGGCCUGGAGCUGCCUGUCUGGCAUGAGGCGUGUACCAUGGAGCUCAUACAGAGGUCUCUGCAGGACAGACUAAAGCACUCUGGCGGCCUGCACAGAAUGCCCCUGCCUGUUGGUCUUGGGCAAGCAGAAAUAUUCAAUGACACAUCUUAUGAGGUCCUGCACAGAGCUUACGAGAAAUGGUGUGAUGAGCUGGGUGUGUCCUCUAAGCAUCUGUGACACUUAAUCUGCCCAUACCACUACUGUAUCAGUUGAAUGUUUUCAGUCUCAUGUGCAUGACAAUAUGUACUCACUUAGUUUCAUUGGUGAUGUAUUAAAAAAUCUGUAGUUAAUGGUAUUUAUAUUUACCUGCUUCUGUCUAGCAUUUCUUUGCAAAUGGUGACAAUACCUGAUGCUGCCUGCCUUGUUUUAAGGGUUUGUAAAACAAAUCAAGUUACAAAAGAGCUUUUUUAGUGACUAUUUGUCUAACAG